Lodderomyces orthopsilosis Co 90-125 is the source of this 1752-nucleotide messenger RNA. RefSeq names its product Dot6p (gene DOT6). The transcript has a single exon. Lineage: Eukaryota; Fungi; Ascomycota; Pichiomycetes; Serinales; Debaryomycetaceae. The coding region runs from base 1 to 1752 and encodes 583 amino acids. The record is from RefSeq and is a predicted model, not a curated record.
AUGAGCUCAGCAGAAUUAGACAUUGUUGCUUCUGGAGAUCAAAAGAUUAUCACAAUGGAGAGGGAUGAAGAAUCUAUGUCUCCUGAAUCUUCACUAUCUGCAACUCAUGCUUCACCCACAUCAUCACAGAAAGCAUCCAGCAGAACGCCAACUUCAUGGGAUGCCGAAGAUGAUGUCCUACUAAUGCACUUGAAGGACCGUCAGAAACUAGGCUGGAAAGCCAUUGCAAGUCACUUUACCAACAGAACUCCAAAUGCCUGCCAAUUUCGAUGGAGGAGAUUAAAGUCAGGAAAUUUAAAAAAUCCACCAAAGUCGGCAGCCGCAUUGGGGGAUCAAUUUAAACAGAACCCAACGAUGUCGAGUUCGGCGUUAAAGAAAAAGACUCAGCCGACUGCACGAACUAAGACCGAAACAACGGACACGGAAUUCGCUUAUGAAGCAACUCCAACAGGCGGAUUUCAAGGCUUUGAUAACAGCAUUUCUUCUGCAUUGGCUGGACUUAAUGCAUUGUCAAACUCACCUUCUUACAUAUCGAGUCCUGCUGCAGCAACCACUCCCAAACUACUGGCAGCUUCUCCUGGCGCUUAUGUCUCAGGACGAGCAAAUCUGAUUACCAGUCUCAAUCACAAGUACGAGGGAUCUCCGGAAUCUGAAAAUCCUUUGGAGACACUGAGCCGAACUGGAAUCGUGAUCCCUGGAACAAAUGGAUCUGGUGGGUACUAUGCAGAUGUAUCGGUUGACCCCACAAUGAACUUGCCUCACAAUAGGACACACCCCGAAACACCAUCUUCACUCACUCCACGAAAUUCGACGUCUAAUGCAAGUGCGCGCAACAGAGACAGUACAAGUUUGCAUCCGCGCGAUCACAACUCUGGCUCCAUUUCAGUGGCUGCUGCUGCUUUACGCAAUAAUUCAAUUAUUCAAUUCACAAAUGACGAAAGAGCAUCAAUCCUGUCUAUAGCGAGGGCAUCAAUAUCUUCAUUACCCUCAAAGUCAAUGAAUAUUCCUCACCACCAACUGGGGGCUACUUCUUUGGCUCAUCUACCUGUUCUCUUUGGCGGUGCGGGAAGUAUAAGUGGACCUUCGAGAAAUUCGAGUGUAAGUGGCGCAGCAGGUGUUCAUCAGACAACAGUUUCAAGUUUGAGAAAUGGGUCCUUGGCCGGCCCGAGCCUGGGGUAUUACUCUAGAUCAGGGUCUGUCGUGAUACCCCACAAUACUGAUAAGUUGGACGAGCCUUUAAAAAUUGAUAAGGAGAAGAUCGAGUCUAGUAACAAGAAGUUGCAGAAGAUGAAAAAAAGCUUGCCAUCAUCAAGCCAUGCCAAAAAGAAGCAAAAAAAUACCAAAUUGGACCUCCCGUGGACGAUGGAGGAAGAUGAGCUUUUGAUCAAUAGGCGUAAUAGAGAAUUGUCUUUUGCCGAAUUGUCUAUCCUACUACCCCAGAGGACUGAAGGAGAAAUUUGGGCACGUAUAGAUUAUUUGGAAAAAUUGAGGAACGGAAAUGAUACAUCUUCAAGUGGGAGAGACCGAAGGGGAAAUAGACAAUCAUCUAUAGGAUUAGAUGAUGUUCAUGAUUUGUACGAUGAUGACGACGAUGACGUGAUAGGGGGUAUUGGUAUCGGUGUUAGCGAUGAUGAUGAUGAUAAUCCAUUGAUUGAUGACGAUGAUGACAACAACCUUGGAGAGGUGAGAGGAACUAAACGAAGAGCUAGCUCUGCAAUCAACCCAUUAGUUAGACGUCCUAUUCGAAGAUAG